GGAAUGUAAGCGAAUUGUCAGCCGCUCUUUUGCAACGUGCGGUGCAAAAAUUUGUAACAAAUGUCAAAACAUACAUUCUUGCAUCAACAAAUCAUUUUCCAAUGUCAGUUCUAAUGAAAGAUUGCAAGAAAUGCAACCAUUGUGUGAGGAACAUAAUUCUCCUGGAAGAUUUGUCUGCAUUCACUGUGAACACGUUCACAUGCGUAUAUGUAUACACAGAAGUGAUAAGAAUCACGAAAGAAAAUCGGUUGCUAAAGUUGGUGAGGAAGCAAGGAAAUGGUUUCCGUCAUUCAUAGCAUCGUUUGCUGAAACAAAAGUGAUAUUGGAGAACUUAACAAAACAAUAUGAUGAAUCUUUAAAUAAUCUCCAAAGUAGCAGAGAAGCAUUUGUUCGCGAGUUGAAAGUCAGAAAGUGGAAAAGAAUAGAAUAUUAUUUGAAGAUGAUAAACACGGAAGAAGAAAAUCUGUUGGGUGAACUAACAAUCUCUGUCAGUGAUGUCAACGUUGUAGAUCCUUACAAAUUUUCUGUUCACAAAACUAUGAUGGAUAAAACUGAAAGACUACCUAGCCAUGCACAAUUAGAAACUAAUUUGAAAAGCUUACUUGAUGAAGUGAAAGGCUGCAAAGAAUCAUUUAGGAAAGCAAAUCUUGGCUGUUGGAAGGAGCCAAAGAUAGAUGUAAAACCUAAAAACAGUAUUGCAGGAUACAAAAGAGUAUUGCAGGAUACAAAAGGAAGAUCUCCUUGUCGAAACGGCUGGUUUGUGAUGGGAAUUAACUAUUUUAGAGUUCUCUAG
Messenger RNA from Hydractinia symbiolongicarpus, 793 nucleotides. RefSeq lists its product as uncharacterized. Bases 131 to 793 code for a protein of 220 amino acids. The transcript is spliced from 4 exons. The record is from RefSeq and is a predicted model, not a curated record. Lineage: Eukaryota; Metazoa; Cnidaria; Hydrozoa; Anthoathecata; Hydractiniidae.